CGCGUCCUCGUCGUCGGCGCCACGGGCCAGACCGGCGCGCUCGUCGUCCGCGAGCUGUCGCGCGCGGGCAGGGCGCGCGCGAUCGUCGCCGGCGCGCGAUCGGCGGCGAAGGCGACGAAGCUCGGCUUGGACGCGCUGCCGGGGGUGGAGAUUCUCGACGGCGUCGACGUCACGCGCGGCGUCGACGCGCUGGCGCUCGCGUUCGAGGGCUUCGACGUCGUCGUCGUCGCCACGGGAUUCGUGCCGGGAAAUCCGCUGAAGAUGAACGCGGCGGCGCGCGCGGUGGAUAACGAGGGCGUGUGCGCGGUGGCGGACGCGGCGAAGCGAGCGAACGUCAAGCGCGUCGUGCUGAUAUCGUCCAUCCUGACGAACGGACCGGGAUUCGGGGCGCAGGAUACCGCUGGAUACAAGAUCACGAACGCGUUCGGAAGGGUGCUCGAAGAAAAGCUCGUGGGGGAGAAUCACCUGCGCGCGAGCGGCGUGCCGUGGACCAUCGUUCGACCGGCUGGGUUGAAGACGGACGCGCCGAAAAAUCCGCUCGUCGUCACCGGGGAAGACGUGAUGACGAGCGGUGAGAUCAGCCGCGAGCUCGUCGCGCGCGUGAUGGUGGAGGCGGCGUUCGACGCGCGCGCGGAGGGUAAAGUUUACGAAAUC
Molecule: messenger RNA, 654 nt
Organism: Ostreococcus lucimarinus CCE9901
Lineage: Eukaryota; Viridiplantae; Chlorophyta; Mamiellophyceae; Mamiellales; Bathycoccaceae
Exons: 1
Source: RefSeq, a predicted model, not a curated record